Molecule: messenger RNA, 1914 nt
Organism: Anolis sagrei ordinatus
Lineage: Eukaryota; Metazoa; Chordata; Lepidosauria; Squamata; Anolidae
Gene: GPR75
Product: G protein-coupled receptor 75
Biological process (GO): G protein-coupled receptor signaling pathway
Cellular component (GO): membrane
Molecular function (GO): C-C chemokine receptor activity
Source: RefSeq, a predicted model, not a curated record
CCUCCUCCUAUUCUUCCUCUUAAAGGUGCAGAGCCAGCCCCUCCUGCCCCCGACGCGGCCAUGACUUCAGCCCCGGCCCAGGCGCCCUCGUUUCCUCCUUCUCUUCCUCCUUCUCCUCUUCUCCUUCUUCCUUUUUCCAGGAGCAGCGUUGGACUUCAUCCACCAUGGAUCUCAAAUUUCUAACGUGAGAUGCUUGAUGCUGAAGUGCCGGUGCAGUGGAGCAUUUCUUCCUGUGAGAAUGAACCUGACAAAGUGGUCGGAGGCGAGAUGGAGAGGUCACUCCAAUUCCUCCUCACAACUGCCUCCACCUCCUUGGAGAGACAACACCACCUUUUCUUUCCGAGGGGAUCUCCAGGAGAUCAUCCACACGGCCACGCUGGUGACAUGUACACUCCUGCUGGCAGUCAUCUUCUGCCUGGGUUCUUAUGGCAACCUCAUUGUCUUCUUGUCCUUCUUUGACCCAGCCUACCGUAAGUUCAGGACCAACUUUGACUUCAUGAUCCUCAACCUGUCGUUCUGUGACCUCUUCAUCUGCGGAGUGACGUCCCCCAUGUUCGCCUUUGCUCUCUUCCUGGACUCUGCAGCUGGGAUCCCUGAUGCGUUAUGCUUCACCUUCCACCUCACCAGCUCUGGCUUCAUCAUCAUGUCCCUCAAGACGGUGGCCGUCAUAGCCUUGCACCGCCUACGCAUGGUGUUAGGGAAGCAGCCCAACCGGGCCACCUCUUUCCCUUGCACUCUCCUGCUGGCUCUCCUCCUGUGGGCCACAAGCUUCACUCUUGCUGCCCUGGCCACUCUGAGGACCCAUAAAUCCCGACUCUGUCUUCCCAUCUCCAGCCUGGUCAAUAGUGAAGGCGACAUCAUCCCUUACCUGUAUGUCAUCGACUUCAUUUUCUGCGUGGCAGUGGUUUCGGUCUCAUACAUCAUGAUUGCCCAGGCGUUGAGGAGGAAUGCCCAAGUACGGAAGUGCCCACCUGUCAUCACAGUGGAUGCCUCCAGGCCUCAGCCUUUCAAUGGGCCACUUGCUGCUGGAUGUGUGGAUGGUGUACAGUGUGCUGUGCCAGCACUGUAUAGAAAUCAAAACUACAACAAACUGCAUCACAUCCAGACCCACACCUACACAAAGAACCCAGGCCCACUGUCUGCCCCGGCAACCAGGCGGUUCCAGCUGGUCUCCACAGUUAAUUUGUCCACAGUCAAGGACUCUAAAGCUGUGGUGACAUGCGUUGUCAUUGUCCUUUCUGUUUUGGUCUGCUGCCUCCCAUUGGGCAUCUCUUUAGUGCAAGACGUUCUGUCCAGGAACAAUGGCUUUAUCCUCUACCAAUUUGAACUGUGUGGACUUACACUAAUCUUUCUCAAAUCUGGAUUAAAUCCUUUUAUAUAUUCCCGUAACAGUGCUGGGUUGAGAAGGAGGGUCCUUUGGUGCCUCCAGUACUUCACCCUUGCCUUCUUCUGUUGCAAGCAGAAAACCAGGCUCCGGGCCAUGGGCAAAGGGAGCUUGGAGGCCAACAGAAACAAGUCGUCCCAUCAUGAGACCAACUCGGCGUACAUGCUGUCUCCAAAGCCUCAGAAGAAGUUUGUGGACCAAGCAUGUGGCCCUAGUCACUCUAAAGAGAGUGUGCUGAGCCCUAAAGGGUCUGGUGGCCACCAGCAUUAUGGAGGCCAGAGUAGCUCCACCCCCAUGAACACUCGCAUCGAACCUUAUUAUAGCAUUUAUAACAGCUGCCCAUCCCAAGAAGUGAGCACACCCAACAGCUUGCAGCCAACAAACUCUCCGUUCGGGUUCGCCAAGUCUUACAUUGCCAUGCACUAUCAUACAACUAAUGACCUGGUGCGGCAUUACGACAGUACUUCUGCUAAGCAGAUACCAGUUCCCUCUGUGUAGGUGGGGAGAAAUUGAGGAUGGUUUCAUAUUCU